Molecule: messenger RNA, 7260 nt
Organism: Jaculus jaculus (lesser Egyptian jerboa)
Lineage: Eukaryota; Metazoa; Chordata; Mammalia; Rodentia; Dipodidae
Gene: Usp49
Product: ubiquitin specific peptidase 49
Exons: 9
Coding region: 898-2931 (677 amino acids)
Biological process (GO): protein deubiquitination
Cellular component (GO): cytoplasm
Molecular function (GO): zinc ion binding; cysteine-type deubiquitinase activity
Source: RefSeq, a predicted model, not a curated record
CAGGGGGAGGACCAGAGCCGGGGUAGGAGUUGGGGAAGAGAGAAAGAGAGAGUGAUUAAGAGCCCGACGUGACGAGGGUGUGAACUAGGGUCCCCCCCUCUCCCCCGCGACAUGAGCUGAAGGGCUUCGAAGCGGCGGGCGCCCCCGGGGGUGGGAAGGACUGGCGCGUUCCGAGCGAGGUAUGGGUCAGGAGGAGAUGGACGCUGGGUGGACAUUCUGCAAAGUGCAAGGGAGCAAGGCGGAUGAGACUGUGCACUUGAAACCUGGUGGAGUGUCGGAAAUGAGAGCGGCCGUGGAAGCUGCCAGGCUGCCGAGAGAUGGGCGUUCAUAGGACAAUUCUGGGGGACCCGAGGAGAAUAAAAAAAAAAGCUGAGGGGAGACCAAGAGAAAAGAAGGGUUCAGGAAGUGAUGGGGAUGGGGCAAUUGCUCGUGGAUGGGGUUAACAAGGUAAAGACAGGGCUCAGAGCAGGCGGGGUGCAAGGAAGAAAUGGGGCCCCAGGAUUUCAAGGAUGGACCGGGGAGUAAGGGAAGAGAAAGGGGUUAAGGGAAGCUGGGGGUGUCCUGAUGGGUGUAGAACUGGGGUUGACUGCACAGGGGCGGGAACCGAAUGUGUAGUGUUGCUAUGAGAUGCCCCGAAGGGCUGAAGGUUAGGGUACAAUUGCUGUAGUGAAGGAUCCAAUGUAGGGGCCCUUCGGUGCAGAAGAAGAGAAACCAUGAGUCUUUGGAUGGGAAGAGACUUUGAAAGGACCUCUGGUUUAUCCUGCAUCUUCAGUCAAUAUCCCACUUAAAUCAUCCCAGGUAAUAAAGAAGAAACCCAGUCAAUGAUUGUGGAUUAAUAUGGAAGAAGAUGGAAAAAACUUGUUUAAUGGGUUAGGAGCGGGGCGACUGCGCUGAGACAUGGAGAGAUGCAAACAUGCGGGGCGCUUACGGCUCGCCCAGGACCACUCCAUCCUGAACCCGCAGAAGUGGUGCUGUCGCGAGUGCGCCACCACCGAGUCGGUGUGGGCCUGCCUCAAGUGCUCACACGUGGCCUGCGGCCGCUACAUGGACGACCACGCCCUGAAACACUUCCAAGACACCGGACACCCGCUGGCCAUGGAGGUGCGCGAGCUCUACGUGUUCUGCUACCUGUGCCAGGACUACGUGCUCAACGACAACCCGGAGGGGGACCUGAAGCUGCUGAGAAGCUCGCUCCUGGCGGUCCGGGGCCAGAAGCAGGACCCGCCCGUGCGGCGCGGGCGGACGUUGCGGUCCUCGGCGUCCGGGGAGGACGUGGCGCCGCCGCAGCGCGCCCGCACACCCCAGGCGGCGCCGCAGAUGCUCGCCGCGCUGCGCUACCGCCGCCAGCGCCUGCUGGCCAAGGCGCUGCGCCUGUGGUUCGCCCGGAGCUCGCGGGGCCGGGCGAGGCUGGAGCAGCAGCGCCGCGAGGAGGCGCUCGAGCGCAAGAAGGAGGCGGCGCGGCUGCGGCGGCGCGAGGUGAAGCGGCGGCUGCUGCAGGAGCUGGCCAGCGCGCCCCCGCGCAAGAGCGCGCGCCUGCUGCUGCACGCGCCCGCGCACGCGCCCGGCCCCGCCUCGGCCGCGCGCCCCGCGCUCGCUACCUCCCGCCGCGCGCCCGCCGCCCCGCUCAAGGCGCGCCGCCUGCCGGCCGUGGCCCCGGGCGUCACGGGCCUGCGCAACCUGGGCAACACCUGCUACAUGAACUCCAUCCUCCAGGUGCUCAGCCACCUGCAGAAGUUCCGGGAAUGCUUCCUGAACCUGGACCCGUCGGCCUCCGAGCACCUGUUCCCGCAGGCCACCAACGGCAAGGCUCCGCUGUCGGGCCGGCCGGCCGCGGCGUGCGAGCCCCGGGGCCUCUGCUGGAACAGCGGCACGCCCAUCAGCCGGAGCCUGGAGCUCAUCCAGAACAAGGAGCCCGGCUCAAAGCACAUUUCCCUCUGCCACGAGCUGCACACCCUCUUCCGAGUCAUGUGGUCCGGGAAGUGGGCGCUGGUGUCGCCCUUCGCCAUGCUUCACUCGGUGUGGAGCCUGAUCCCCGCCUUCCGCGGCUACGACCAGCAGGACGCGCAGGAGUUUCUCUGCGAGCUUCUGCACAAAGUGCAGCAGGAACUCGAGUCCGAGGGCUCCACGCGCCGGAUCCUCAUCCCGUUCUCCCAGAGGAGGCUCACCAAGCAGGUCUUGAAGGUGGUGAACACCAUAUUUCACGGGCAGCUGCUCAGUCAGGUCACAUGUAUAUCAUGCAAUUAUAAAUCCAAUACCAUUGAGCCCUUUUGGGAUCUGUCCCUGGAAUUCCCUGAACGCUACCACUGCAUAGAAAAGGGGUUUGUCCCCUUGAACCAGACUGAGUGCCUGCUCACGGAGAUGCUGGCCAAGUUCACCGAGACAGAAGCCCUGGAAGGGCGAAUCUACGCUUGUGACCAGUGUAACAGCAAACGACGCAAGUCCAAUCCAAAACCCCUUGUUCUGAGUGAAGCUAGAAAGCAGUUAAUGAUCUACAGACUACCUCAGGUCCUCCGGCUGCACCUUAAGAGAUUCAGGUGGUCUGGCCGUAAUCAUCGCGAGAAGAUCGGGGUCCAUGUCGUCUUUGACCAGGUAUUAACCAUGGAACCUUACUGCUGCAGGGACAUGCUCUCCUCUCUUGACAAAGAGACCUUUGCCUAUGAUCUCUCCGCAGUGGUCAUGCAUCACGGGAAAGGGUUUGGCUCAGGACACUACACAGCCUAUUGCUACAACACAGAGGGAGGUUUCUGGGUCCACUGCAAUGACUCAAAGCUGAAUGUAUGCAGUGUGGAGGAAGUGUGCAAAACCCAGGCCUACAUUCUCUUUUACACUCAAAGGACAGUGCAGGGCAGUGCAGGAAUUCCAGAUCCCCAACUCCGAGCUCAGGUGCAGUCCAGCAACAAGGAUGAAGGCAGAGCACAGACACUCCCCUGACUGCGAGGACGCGCCAGACAACACUGAGACGUGGACGAAAUUCAGACAGAAAGUGGCUUGUCCUCACAGGGACGGCGUGACUAGAUUUUAAAUUAAAUUUGCCUUUUCCAACACUGUGAGGUUUCUAUAAUACUUAGCUUUUAUUUGGAAGCGAUAGCGUAUGGCAUGUUUAUGCUGUUUGGUUUGUAUAAGCUCUGCCUGGGCUCAUCCUCUCCUGGACACUGUUUUAAAGUGUCCCAGCUACCCAUGCAACCAGAGGCUCUGAUGCAGAGCAGAACUCUUGAGGUUCACGUUAGCAAGUUGGCUUGGCGGGGUGAUGACUUGUGACGGCAGAGGGAAACCCUUUAACACAACCCAGCCCGUAUGGUGAUGCACACCUGUAACCCCAGCACUAGGAAGGCGCAGCAUGUGUGGAGGAGGCUGUCUAAAACUCCACAAGAAACCACGGAGAGUAAGAAGGGGAUGAAAGAGAACCGGGCCUCGCCUUGCAUCCUGCGUGUGUGGUUUCUAGAAAGGGAACUUCCAUGGUAGAGAGCUGGCAGAGCCAGCUGCUUCUGCCCCUGCCUGGCAGAGGGCAGUGCUGGUUAUCCACACAGUAACUUCAUGGACAAUUCAAAGAUCUGGAAGUUAAAUGUUUAAAAAUAGUUUUAUGCCAAAUACUAUAAGGAUUGUUAAGCGGACUGUAAAGUAAAUGCUUAACUCACCUGAGCACCCAAUGUAUCAAAUGAACAAAAUCACUUAAAAUGAGUUGGGACAGAAACCAACACGAGUCUCGGCUGAGCUGCACGCUGCACGAAGGUGCCACUGCAGCCGCGGGCAGACUCCUCAGGUACCAGAGCAGCAGCACCAGGCACUUAGGCUAGUGUUGAAGGAGGUUGUAUUCAGGAGUUGUCCGCUGCAUAAGGGCCUCCGGGAGGGAAACGGUCUGUUGCCUGUCAAUUAUUUACACAGAGGAAGUGCGUGAAUGUCUCAUUUGCACCUACACGAAUUGAAACAUUGUCAGGAGAGAAAAUGCGAACAGGUAGAGGUUGACUACCUGCUGCCCAGACAAACCAGGAUCUCAGUAAGCCCGGGCCGCUCCUCUCCCAGGGAGCGCAGUUAACAGGCCCACUCCAAGCCCUCCAUGGUUGGCUGGCAUGUUUACUUAUUGCUGUCGCCAGCCAAGAUGAAUGCACCCAGCCCUCCAAAAGUAUUUCUUACCUCAGUCUAACCUGACCCUCAUGCUGGUGGCUGCCUGAGCCCAGCACCCAUGCUAGUGCAGAUACGUGGAAUUGCCUUGGCAGCCAGUUCUCACUAAAUGGUGGACAGAGCCCUUGCCCGCUUUGCUCUAGCCCCUCUCAGGCUGAGAUGAGAGGGUAGUGCCACUCUGUAAAGAAUUCCAAGAUGUCUCUUAAAAUAUCGUGAAUAAAUUGGAAACUGUAGAAGGUAUUAAUGUGUCCUAUGGACUCAAUAGCAGAGUUUAUUUUUGUUCCUAAUGACAAGGCUUCUAGAGUCAGUGACUGUACGUAUUCCCUACUGUGAUGAGCUUUCCAAGUCCAGGAGAAGAACCAGUGGGGUACACUGGCUGGCAGUGGGGCACGCCCCAGAGUAAGACGAGAGAGGUCACAGUACCUCAGAAAGAAGACUUGGUUGGGGGUGGGGAGAGUGGGCAGGUAAGGCAGGACAUAGGGAGUUUGUUUUACUUACUGAUAAAAGCUUUGUGAACUAAUUUUAUACAAUUCAUAAAAGUUAGUGCCUUGUACUUAAUUAUGGUUUGCAUGAGACGGAAAAAAUUAAGGAAAAUAAUUCCCUUUUUUUGUCAUUUCAAGUGUCCAGUGGGUCUAUAUAGUGUUUGAAGGACAUCUGCUGUCACAAAUUUCUUAAAAGCAUUUCUUAUCUUGUGUGUGUGAAUACAAAUUAUUCUUACCAGCAAGUUCUAGAAUUUUAUUGUAACGUCCAGAUUGUCUGUCUUUGUAAUGAUUUUUCAAACGCCUGUGUAACCAAGGCAGACUGUACGGCCACUGUAGUUCACCCUGUAUGUUCCAACACUAGCUCUGGCCCUCGGUAGGUGAGGAGGCUGCCCCUUCCGCGUGGGUGCCAGGGCCCUACCCGGGGUUGUAGCUGAUGCGUACAAGGGUUGGGAGAGCACAGAUGAUCAGAAGGGCCUCUUUCAAAACCAUGACUAAUGCCAGACAACAUAUGGCAGCGGUCAGUGUAGCAAACAUCCCCCGUGGGAUACGCGAAGGGAGCGGUGCCGAGAUGUCGGCCCAGCUGCAGCCCGCCCGUUCCCAGGCAGGCCUUGCCUGCGAUGGCGCUAAGUGACCGUGGAAGGGAAGACCCAGGCCUCCCGCCGCCGGAUUCUUGCACUCCAAGCUUAAGAUUCCUACUGAGCAUAACUCUGCACCGGUGGAUGUUUAAAAGCUCACCAUUCAAAGCACCCUUGGUAUCUAAGUCCCUCAGCCUAGUAGUGACUGGACUAAUUAGAUGAAAAGCUGCCUCUGGGAUAAAAUUUCAUAGUCACUUAGUUUUUUGCCAGGUAAGUAUGCAUCUCCCCAAUGGUUCUUUUUUUUUUUUUUUUUAGUACUGUAGCUGAAAAGCACCUCAACAGGGCUGUGGGUUUUUGUCUCUCGCAUGUUUAACAGCUGCUCUCUCGGUUGAGUUUUACGUGCUGUACUUGGUCAACCCACAACUGCUCUAACUAUCCCACCACUCGGUGGCUACAAUGAAAUAGUCAUUUUUGUGGAUUCAUUUAAAAUGAAAACUGGGGAAAUUGGCUCGAUGGUAGAGCACUUACCUAGCAUGCGUGACACCCUGUCCAUCUCCAGCACUAUUAAGCCACCUUAAAUGAAACUUGAACCAGAAUUAUGGCUUUAAAAACCAACCAGUAGUAAACAGGUACUUGAUACUAAACUUAAAAAUUUUAGGCCAGGCGUGGUGGCGCACGCCUUAAAUCCCAGCACUCGGAAGGCAGAGGUAGGAGGAUGGCCGUGAGAUCGAGGCCACCCUGAGACUACACAGUUCAAGGUCAGCCUGGACUGGAGUGAAACCCUACCUCAAAAAACAGAAAACAAAAAAUGUUUUUAAUUUGAACUAUGUUUGAAAGCUAUGUCUUAAUUCUUGCUAGACUUUUUCAGUGGUGACACUUCUAAUCGCAUGGAACUGUUCACAGUGAUCAGACAGCAUGCUUUAAGGAUGUUUCGUUCUUACAAAGAACAGAACGUGUGGGGCCUCCUGUCCUGCUCACUGGGAGGGGCGGUUAGCUUCAAGGCUGCACUCUGUUCUCAUGUUCACGGCCUUCCUCUUGGUAGGAUAACCUCUCAGCAUGAUUCCAGGGUAGACUCAGGUCUUGGCUUUAUAUUAAGUCAACCCCAGGCCGGAAUUCAUACAAGGUCAUGGUUUAUCCCUCCUCCUGAUCCACCUGCUAGGCUCUCCCUAAUGAGUGUUCACAAGAGAAUGUUAAGUCGUGCCAUCUAUCUAUCAGCUUUGGUGAAUGUGUGCUGGGAAUCAAACCCACGGCUUCUUGUGACAAAGCAAGCUCUCUGGAGCUGGCUGCCCCAUCCCCCAGACAAGCUUUUCAAAUGAGAUUUAUGCCAGCAGGUUUUAAGCAACACAGUUUCAUCCUAUCUACCUCUAAUGAACAAACUGCUCUUAGAGGGAGCCCUGCAACAGCGAUGCCACUGUGGUCCAGGCAUUCUGAGCCUCCUUUCUAACUCCACAGGGCACAUCGGAGCAGUGUGUUUUAAAAUGCCGAGUAAUGUAAAUUGACUACAAAAAAAUUACCACAGGGACCCUGUGUCUAGCUCACCUUGUCCUGUGGCUACCGUACUCCACUUUCAGCAGACACCAGAGCCCUGGGCGAUGGCGCCAGCGCGUAUUUGAGGGUCAGAAAUACCAACUUCUGUCUGCACGAAGUGCUUCCUUGGCAGGGUCCCUGCUCACUGACAAGGUUUGCUUGCCCCUUGCCCUCACCACCCACCACUGACCUCUCUCUGCCAGCAAAUCUCCUUCUAUUCCAACAAUGUCUCCCUGGUGCCUGAAACACCCACCCAGUGCACUGAAAUGCUACGCAACACAAUGGCAUCUUCCCCAGGCACUGCUCCAUGACGGGGGUUCCGCAAGGCCAAGCUCUCUCGUUACAUUAGCACCCACGGGUGGUGGUGGGUGGUUGCAGUUCCUGUCGAUUUUUUCCCCCUCUUCUUUUUAAUAAGGCAAACCACCUCCAUUACAAUCCACGUUUGAGGCUCAAGCCCAUCUCUUGAGUGUGAAAUGGAAAUCAUGUGUUUGGUUUUUGUAAAGUGACUUUUUACACCGUUUUUGUAAGAAGUUUCUUAUUAAAAGAAUAAAAACGGC